Messenger RNA from Lipotes vexillifer (Yangtze River dolphin), 1083 nucleotides. It is a transcript of the gene MMP23B, whose product is annotated as matrix metallopeptidase 23B. The record is from RefSeq and is a predicted model, not a curated record. Gene Ontology annotation, cellular component: extracellular matrix. Lineage: Eukaryota; Metazoa; Chordata; Mammalia; Artiodactyla; Lipotidae. Gene Ontology annotation, biological process: proteolysis; extracellular matrix organization; collagen catabolic process. Gene Ontology annotation, molecular function: metalloendopeptidase activity; zinc ion binding.
AUGGGCCGCGGGGCCUGCGUCCCCUCAGCGGCGUCGGGGGCCCACGACCGGGCCCGUCUGCUCGGAGCCGUGCUGGGCGCGCUGUGCCUCCUCCCCACCCUCGUGCUGCUGGCCCGGCCGGGGGCCCUGGGGAACCGGCCAGUGGCGAGCGCAGCGCAGGGAGACGCUGUGUUCCCGACAGCGGGUGUGCUCACCACCCCAAGCCUUGGCCCGCCGCACCCCCCGGCGCCCCGCAGACGCCGCUACACGCUGACCCCGACCCGGCUGCGCUGGGAUCACUUCAACCUCACAUACAGGAUCCUCUCUUUCCCGAGGAACCUGCUCAGCCCCAGAGAGACCCGGCGGGGCCUGGCCGCCGCCUUCCGCAUGUGGAGUGACGUGUCCCCCUUCAGCUUCCGCGAGGUGGCCCCUGAGCAGCCCAGCGACCUCCGCAUAGGCUUCUAUCCGGUCAACCACACGGACUGCCUGGUCUCCCCGACGCACCACUGCUUCGACGGCCCCACGGGCGAGCUGGCCCACGCCUUCUUCCCCCCGCACGGCGGCAUCCACUUUGACGACAGCGAGUACUGGGUCCUGGGCUCCACACGCUACAGCUGGAAGAAAGGUGACCGGCCUGGCCUCCCAAAAGGAGGUAACAUGGCGGCCAAGGUGAUCACCGCUCAGCAGACAAGCUGCCUGGACCGGCUGUUCGUGUGCGCGUCCUGGGCGCGAAGGGGUUUCUGCGACGCUCGCCAGAGGCUCAUGAAGAGGCUGUGUCCCAGCAGCUGCGACUUCUGCUACGAGUUCCCCUUCCCCACGGUGGCUGCCACCGCACCGCCCCCCAGGACCAAAAUCCGGCUGGUGCCCGAGGGCAGGAAUGUGACCUUCCGCUGCGGCCAGAAGAUCCUCCACAAGAAAGGCAAAGUGUACUGGUACAAGGACCAGGAGCCCCUGGAGUUCUCCUACCCCGGCUACCUGGCGCUGGGCGACGCGCACCUGAGCAUCAUCGCCAACGCCAUCAACGAGGGCACCUACACGUGCGUGGUGCGCCGGCGGCAGCACGUGCUCAGUACCUACUCCUGGCGCGUCCGCCUGCGGAGCUGA